AUGCGCCCCUCAAGACUUCUGCUCCUCCUGCUGGUUCUCUCCACCGUUAAGACCAGCUCGUCCUUCAACGCCGAGUCCAUCUUCAGCUGUCUCAACUCCGCUCUCUCCCAGGCCAAGGAGGACCUCCUGGGUGAGAACUCGGUCCUGGAGAAGAGGGCCUUCCUCAUCCCUCUGGAAGGGGAAGACUCCGACUCCUUCGAGGCCGUCCGGGCAGAGAAGGAGAAAAGGACUUUCCCGGCCGUCACGCGCUACGUCUCCCUCGGCCAGGCGAAAGGGAAGGUGUCCCACAACCAAGGCAAGAACGACCGGCGGGCUAAAUUUACUCUUUCCUUGGACGUCCCAACCAACCUCAUGAACAUCCUCUUCAACAUCGCGAAAGCAAAAAGCCUGAGGGCGAAGGCGGCCAGCAAUGCUCAGCUGAUGGCCCAAAUCGGCCGGAGGAAGUGA
Protobothrops mucrosquamatus (brown spotted pit viper) is the source of this 447-nucleotide messenger RNA. It is a transcript of the gene UCN3, whose product is annotated as urocortin 3. Bases 1 to 447 code for a protein of 148 amino acids. Gene Ontology annotation, cellular component: extracellular region. The record is from RefSeq and is a predicted model, not a curated record. The transcript has a single exon. Gene Ontology annotation, biological process: cellular response to nutrient levels; adenylate cyclase-activating G protein-coupled receptor signaling pathway; digestion. Gene Ontology annotation, molecular function: hormone activity; corticotropin-releasing hormone receptor 2 binding. NCBI's taxonomy places the organism in Eukaryota, Metazoa, Chordata, Lepidosauria, Squamata, Viperidae.